Dissoconium aciculare CBS 342.82 is the source of this 1515-nucleotide messenger RNA. RefSeq lists its product as uncharacterized. Lineage: Eukaryota; Fungi; Ascomycota; Dothideomycetes; Mycosphaerellales; Dissoconiaceae. The coding region runs from base 223 to 1368 and encodes 381 amino acids. The record is from RefSeq and is a predicted model, not a curated record. The transcript has 2 exons.
CGGUUGGACAAAGACCAGUCAAAGUGAUCUACCACGCAUUUUGGCUUUCGCCGUUCAGCUGACAACGACAUAAACAAAGAGGAUCGCCAUUCGCACUUCGAAUCGAAGCGAAUGCUUGUGUAUAUUCCCACAUCAUCUUUAUAUGUACACGCAAUAGAUAUAGACAGAUUUGUAUAUCUACCAUCUAUCAAUAAUCUCUCAUCUAGACGCCCGGCUGCAGCCAUGCAUGAACUACCUGAGGGACUGAACAAUUCACUACGGUCAUUUCGCGGCAGCAUAUACGGAAACAGCCUACGAUCAAAGACGAGGGAGCUCGAAGACGAUCUCGAAAAGGGUUCGGACGUAUAUGAGAAGAAAUCUGAGGACGAUGAUGACGAUCAGGUUGAGAGACCUCUGAGAGCCGUGGUUCUGCACCCGACCCAUUCCUACUAUGCCCUUCGACAACAGGCGGAAGCAGACGAGGAAGCGCGCAAGGUUCUACGACUGCCUCGCUCAGGUGUCUCGCCGCAUCGGUUACAGACAGGUCCUCACACGGAGUCUUCACAACAAGAUCACCAGCCUUACGAUCCCGAUCCUAAGCAAGCAACCGAAUCCCAAGAUCCCAGAUCGAACCCGGCAAAAGCCUCCGAUGGCACUAUCCUACCCAGACGACAAGCCACCUUUGACGUCCCUCAGACACCGGCAUCUGCCAAGAGAAGUUUAUUCACCGGCCCCAAAAUCUCUGACCCUGACCCUGCCGCUGACCGCCUAGAUGAUGAAAGAACACCCUUGACCCACGAAGAUUUCCUCGAAUUGAUGGGCCUACGGCCGCCCACGGGCCGCUACGACCUCCCCAAGCACCUCUCCGCGCCAAAGGGCCUUUACGGCACCAUCAACAGUCGCCUGAGCUACGUCAACUUCAAGUACCGCGUCUUCGACGUCUUCACCUACUUCUUUCUCAUCCUGCAGGUCUUCCUCAGCGCCGUCUUCAUCGUGCUGGGCAGCCUGACGCAAGUCGACAGCCACAUCGCCAUCGCGAUCCUCGGCGCAGUAUCAACAGUGGUAGCCGGCGCGUUAGCGCUGAUGAAAGGUCAAGGUCUACCGAAUCGCCUACGGCAAGUCCGCGACGACCUGCGGAAUGUGCUAUUCGAAGCAGAGGAGCUGUAUUUCGACGCGGCGUCGGGCCGCUCGGUGUAUUACCGGGACAUUCGGAAACUGAGGGAAGACUAUCUGCGCGUCACGGAGGAGGCGAGGAGGAACCAUCCCGACACCUGGAAUCGGACUACGACGGAGAUUGCGAAAGCGAUCAACCCGAAGAGUCCACAUGUAACGGCGGUGGCGGGAUCGAAUACGCCUGCGGGCGCCCAACAUCAUAAGUCUGCAGUUUAAUGGAAAGUGAGCCACCAAAGCCUAUGAUGUGCGUGAUUACCUCUAACGUGCGUCUGUGUCGUGAAUGACUCGUCUGUCAGUAAUUUGUUGUCUGCCAUUCAUUUUAGCGCUGUCAAAGUCAUGAAGUUUGAUGUAAGUUGGAAAGAG